Messenger RNA from Mangifera indica (mango), 1035 nucleotides. RefSeq lists its product as uncharacterized. Lineage: Eukaryota; Viridiplantae; Streptophyta; Magnoliopsida; Sapindales; Anacardiaceae. The record is from RefSeq and is a predicted model, not a curated record. The transcript has 5 exons. Bases 42 to 587 code for a protein of 181 amino acids.
GUGCAGAAAGGUUUAGGUGUUGUUACAACACUAAAGGAGUGAUGGCUUGCAGAUUGCCGUCAACGAUGAGGUCUGAUUAUAUGUCGGUGUCUGGUACUGAAGAAGUUCAGCUUGAGAAAGAUAGUUUGUUAGAUAAAGCUUUGGAUGCUUUAUACGAGAAAAGGGGCUUCACAAGAGAGAAAGCUUUGGCCUCCAUUAUUGAGGCUUUCAAUAACAGCUUGCAGCAUCAGUUUGUUGAAAAGAAAUUCGCCACUUUACUUCAUCAGUGCCUGGGUUCCAUAAAAUGGGGCUCCAGCAGGGAGAUAGCUCUAGCAUCUCAGGCCAUUGGCUUGUUGGCUUUGACUGUUGGCUUUGGUGACAAUGCGCGGGAAAUAUUGGAUGAAUCAGUCACUCCAAUUUCACAGGCUCUAAAGGCAGGGUCUGAGUCCUUGAAGACAGUAGCACUGCUCGGGUGUUUGGCUAUCAUAACAUUUGUUGGUGGAAAUGAUCUAGAGGAAACAGAAAGAUCAAUGGAAAUUAUGUGGCAACUUGUUCAUCCAAAGCUGGGUUCUAAUGUACUUAUCAUAUGCUUGUUGUGUGUAGUUUGAUGGCAUAAUUUACACAUGAAUUUCUAGUAUCAGUCAGUAUUAGUAUUCACAUUUUGCUAUUGUUGCUUUGAGCUAGUAAAUUUAAAACUAUGAUUCAUUCUUUUGUUAAUUUCAAGUCUUCAUUGGUGCAAUGGCUUGCAAAUUGCCACUGAGGAGAGCAAGAACUUCAGAGACAGGAACAUAUUUAUUGUUUUGGUUCCAAAUAAGGCUGUUUUACAGAAGACACAAGAACCGCCAAAGAAAAAACUAGUAAUCCAGUUGCAAAUGAAGUCUCAGCCAGUGUCUGAGGAAACUCUGAUGUUCCAGGAGGCAUUUUGCUAGAGAAAAUUGGCUGGUAAUCUUAAUCUGUGCUCUUCAACUGGGUUGAGUCUUGAAACUUGUGCAUAACAUUAGUGUAAUACAACAUAUUUAUUAGAUUUUUAAUAACAGAAGCAGCCUUUCCAAAUCA